UCUAUUCCGUUUUCAUAUUGAUAUUGCUAUUAUUGUUAGUCUUUUGAGGUUCGGCUAUGGUCAUUCCUACAGCCGCAACUCGAUAAGCCGACGCUAGCAUUAGCUCCCCUGCGUCACGCGAACACCAUCCGCUGGUUGAGCUUCAGCUUUCCUUAGUUCCCAUCCAAUAUCCUCAUCCUUCUCCUCACUCUUCCAAGGUCCUCGAAAAUAUCAAUAAACCUCAUUCUUGUUGCGCAUUUGCAGUGAUUAUUAUUAGUGUACUGUGGCAGUCGACCGGAUAAUGAGACCAGCGGCAGUCUCCCUGGGGUUGAUCGGCGGCAUCUCCGCCCUUGGAAUUCCCCUCCCCGAGACUCUGGAACAGCUACCACUGAGUGAUGCGCAGAAGCCUCUUGUGAGCUCUGAAGGGCUGCAGGCUCAGAUUCAUGUGAGCAACCUUCUCGAUAGGGCCAAAGUCCUGUAUAGCCUGGCAGAACGCGGAAUAGAUGAAUACAAUCAUCCGACUCGUGUGAUUGGCAGCAAGGGCCAUUGGGGGACGUUGGAUUAUAUUUACUCUACAAUUAUGGAACUAGGCGACUAUUACGACGUUACAAACCAAUCCUUUCCUGCUGUUUCUGGCAAUGUUUUUGAAUCUCGCCUCGUCCUUGGCCACGAGGUGCCAGCAUCAGCCCGUCCUAUGGGCUUAACCCCUCCCACCAAGAACAGAGAGCCAGUAUACGGCUCGCUAAUCCUUGUGUCGAACGAAGGAUGCGACAAGGCCGACUAUCCUUCUGAGCUCGCUGGGGCAAUUGCCUUGAUCCAACGCGGUACCUGUCCUUUCGGUACCAAAUCAGAACUAGCUGGCAAAGCAGGCGCAGUUGCCGCGGUAGUAUACAAUAACGAGCAUGGUGAAGUUAGCGGAACGUUGGGAACCCCAUCACCUUACCACGUUGCUACUUUCGGCAUAUCUGAUACUGACGCCGCACCCUACGUCCAGCAAUUGAAGGAGGGAAAGAAGGUCGAUUCGAUUGCUUACAUCGAUGCAACAGUUGACACUAUUUAUACAACCAACAUUAUUGCGCAGACGAGGCGAGGGGACCCUGAAAACUGUGUAAUGCUCGGAGGUCACAGUGACAGCGUCGCGGAAGGACCUGGUAUCAAUGACGACGGCUCUGGCACUCUGACCCUUCUGGAAGUUGCGACUCAACUUAGCAAAUACGACGUAAACAACUGUGUACGCUUCGCUUGGUGGGCGGCUGAGGAGGAGGGUCUGUUGGGCUCCGACUAUUAUGUAUCUGUUCUCAGCGAAGAGGAGAACCUGAAGAUUCGUCUCUUCAUGGAUUAUGACAUGCUGGCUUCGCCCAAUUUCGCCUAUCAAGUCUACAAUGCUACGAAUGAGGUUAACCCUGUUGGAUCCGAAGAGCUACGUGAUCUUUACACCGAGUUCUACACUUCUCAUGGGCUCAACUUCACAUACAUUCCGUUCGAUGGGAGGAGUGAUUACGAUGGUUUCAUUCGAAACGGCAUUCCAGGCGGCGGUAUCGCUACUGGUGCGGAAGGUGUGAAGACCGACGAGGAGCAGGAGAUGUUUGGGGGAAUUGCAGGCAACUGGUAUGAUCCAUGCUAUCAUCAGUUGUGCGAUGACCUCGGAAACGUCAACGCAACUGCUUGGGAGGUCAAUAGCAAGCUGGUCGCCCACACUGUUGCCACCUACGCAGUGUCGUUUGAAGGAUUCCCAAAGCGGACAACUACCAAUGUUAAGUCCGUCGACCUCGAGAAGCGCAAGUAUCACGGCCCUAAGCUACUCAUGUAAUAUAAGCAUGCCGACUGUCAAACAGCUGGAUGCUGAGAUAAGU
This is a messenger RNA of Aspergillus nidulans FGSC A4, 1832 nucleotides long. RefSeq lists its product as uncharacterized. Gene Ontology annotation, molecular function: aminopeptidase activity; metalloexopeptidase activity. The record is from RefSeq and is a predicted model, not a curated record. The transcript is spliced from 3 exons. Gene Ontology annotation, biological process: proteolysis. Lineage: Eukaryota; Fungi; Ascomycota; Eurotiomycetes; Eurotiales; Aspergillaceae. The coding region runs from base 281 to 1789 and encodes 502 amino acids. Gene Ontology annotation, cellular component: extracellular region.